Molecule: messenger RNA, 6998 nt
Organism: Clupea harengus (Atlantic herring)
Lineage: Eukaryota; Metazoa; Chordata; Actinopteri; Clupeiformes; Clupeidae
Gene: atg2a
Product: autophagy related 2A
Biological process (GO): autophagy of mitochondrion; glycophagy; piecemeal microautophagy of the nucleus
Cellular component (GO): phagophore; phagophore assembly site
Molecular function (GO): phosphatidylinositol-3-phosphate binding; protein-membrane adaptor activity
Source: RefSeq, a predicted model, not a curated record
GCUCCACUAGUUCCAUCACUUGGCUUGUGUAUGAAAACAAUAAUCAACCUCGGCCACAGGAAAAACGCCAAAGGACCUGUCGCUCCGUUUUCGACCUGAUAUUUUUUACGGGACGCACGGAGACGACCAAAGACAAAGUCCCGCGAGGAAGCGUCAGGCUCUUGUUGUUCCUGACAAGAAUAAUUUACGAAAAUUUAGUGUCAUAGGAGAGGAAGUUACGGUUUAACAUAACCCCCUUCCUUAGCUCCAACCAGCUAGCCACCCGACCCUUUGCUCGUCGUUAUCAGUCCACUUUGUUUUGUUUGUUAUGCAGUUACCGGAGGGCUCUUGUCGUAUACGUUCUCUGCCACCUUUUAGCUCCCUCACCCCCACUUCUCUGUCCUUAUGUCUCGUUGGCUCUUCCCCUGGUCGGGCUCAAUAAAGAAACGGGCCUGUCGAUACCUUCUACAACAUUACCUUGGGCAUUACUUACAGGAGCGACUGAGUUUGGACCAGCUUACUCUAGACCUGUACAAUGGCAGCGGGGUCAUCAAAGAAAUCAACCUCGAUGUUUGGGCGGUGAAUGAGUUGCUGGAGUCCCUCGGGGCUCCGUUGGAGAUUUUGGAAGGUUUCGUAAGCAGCAUCGCCGUGACCAUCCCGUGGGCCGCAUUGGUCACAGACCACUGCACCCUCGAAGUCACCGGUUUACAAAUCACAUGUCGCCCAAAGUACAGAACAGGAGGAGGAUGGGACUCUCAGGGCUGGUCCACCUCUAUGACAUCCAGCAUGCAGCUGGCCCAGGAGUGCCUGAAAGACCCGCCAGAGGCGUCCGAAGAGCCGCCUGCACCUUUAGAAGGCCUGGAGAUGUUUGCACAAACCAUCGAGACAGUGAUGCGGCGGAUUAAAGUUACCUUCCUGGACACCAUCGUCCGGAUAGAGCACCAUCCCCUGGAUUCAGAGUCUGGGGUUGCCUUAGAGAUGCACAUUAAACGGCUGGACUACUGUGAUGAGGCAGUGAAGGACUCCAGUCAAACGGUGCCUGUAGACAUCCACCAGCCGCCUGCCUUCUUACACAAGAUUCUCCAACUCAGCGCAGUUCAGCUCUACUAUGAGAAGAUGGGAGGACCUCGGGAUCUGAUUGCUGAUGAACACUUGGAGGGUGACGAGGAAGAGGAGGAAGACGAAGAUGAGGACGAGGAUAAUGGUGAGGGUGAUGAAGGCCCCAGAGCCCCCCCUCACCCCAGCCAGCCUCUGCUGAUUGGCAGCUGCUCUGGUUUCAUGGAGACCACAGUUAAGAUCAAACAGAACGACAUGCUGCCUGGACCCAAGCUGGAGUUGGAUGGGAAGGUGGGCAGCCUGCACCUCCUGCUCAGCCCGGAUCAGAUCACUAACCUGACCAGCCUGCUGGAGGCCCUGUGCAUCGAGACAGAGUCUGUGGGUCUGUGUGGUGGUCGUAGUCGUCCCCUUGGUUCUGAGGAUUUGCGUGUGAUAGAGGAAGACCUCAACAAACAACUUAGCACUGAGAACCCACUAGAAUUUGAUGAAGAACCAUUCCUCACUGGCCUGGAGAAUGGAGAGAUGUUCUUCUCCAUGGGGCCAGGCAUGAGCAGCAGUGUGUUAUCUGCACGUUCAGGCAGUGAGUUCUCAGACAGCGAUAUGGAGUCGUCCACACACAGCCAACAGAGUUUCACACACCCUCUCUCUCCACAGGGUACGCUGAACUGUCCCAGACGUUAUCCUGUAGCAGGAUCUUUAUCAUCUCUGCCCCAAUGUAGCCGACCGCCAGGUCGAUCCUCAGGUGGCAGCAAAUCAGAGCCUAUGAAGCCAGACGCUUUGCUCCGCCUCACUCUGGGUGGGGUCACGCUGACACUGCUCGAGCAGAACCCGCCCCCUGGGCCAGAUGGAGAGUCUUCAUUGGCUGCAGUGUCCGACGAGUUCUUUAAAGAGCUGGCCUUCUUUAAAGACAGUAUGUUCAGCGAAAGAGAUUUCUUCCACCUCAGGGCAGGGUUCAGCAAAGCCUGUCCACACUCACACAUCAGGCUGACGGGAGCGGCCAUGCAGAUAUCAUGUGAGAUGCGGAGUGCUGGGCGACACACACGUGCGGUGACCUCUGACCUGUCCUUCAGCAGACUGGAGCUGCUCGAGUGUCUGUGGGAAAGCACAGGACCUCAGUAUACAGAGCUGAUCCAGUUCCAGACGGCAGGUAUGUUCACAGUGGGAACCACAGCCCGACCCUGUGCUCAGAUACAUCACAGUCUCUCAGAGAGGAACACACGCAAGGGAGCGAAGCAGCGUGUGUUGCACAGAACGAGUGUGUUGCGUGUCGAACUCGGGGAAAUGACUGCUGAGCUGGAUCUUGACAUCAUCGGCCGCCUGGACCGUCUCAGCAAAUCCCUGAGCUCCAAUCCCGAUGCCUGUGCCUCGCCCGCGAAAACACCGACCCAGUGUAUAGAGCAGCGUUCCUCCCUCACUCUCCUCUCUCCACACACCGUCCUCAAGCUCCGCUUCCCUAUCCCUGACCUUCGACCUCCUGAGGAGCGACGACCUUUGACCCAGCGGGCGGUUAGGAGCGAGACCCUAAAGCUUGAGGUGUCGCAUCUGGAGAUCCGAACCCAGACUGGCCCGUCCGAUACUCCUGCAGACACGCACAAACACACACAUGCCAAUGCACACUCACACGCACACACAUACACGCUGCCCAACUCAAACUCCCAGACGGACCUCAACCUAAGUACGCUGUUUGAAGCCACCUUCAGCGACCUGCACGGUGUGUAUGAGGGCUGGGAGGGUGGUUCUUUCCCCUGCAUCCGUGUCCAGAAGAGCCAAGACCCACAGAAUCCUGAUGCCAUCCCCAGGAUCUCUUUGCGUGUGAGGGGGGAUGCCAGCACUGAGGCUGUGGUGGGUGGGGUUCUGCGGGAUAUGGGGUUGGGUUCCAUGUCUUUGGAGAACCCAUGUGAGAUCCGCGAGAAGAACAGCUCACCAUUCUCAUCUAACCGCACCAUGUUUGAGACUGAGGAGAUGGUGAUCCCUGCAGACCCAGAGGAGAUGCGUGUGUUUCAGGAGCAGUGUGUGUGUGAGAGUCAGUGUGUGGUGGACAUCGUCCUGCCCACCGCCUACAUCUUGCUGCCCAGCAAAGAGGCCUUCAACAGCGUUUACAACAGGAUUAAUAAUGACUUGUUGAUGUGGGAGUCUCCUGUGGCUCCCCCUAGUGACCCGGAGCGGCCCCGCGCCCCCACUCACCGCUCUUCUCAGGACGACGAGUUCCAGCUCUGCAAAUCAGCUUUCAGACUCGACUCUGACUCAGAUGAGGAGGAGCAGUUCUACUCCACCAGCGAAUCAGCACGUCGGAAAAAGGCAUUGUCCCGCCCUGACCACGCCCUCAGCUUGCUGUGCAUCACUGUACUAAUAGGCAAAGGCCGUGUCCAGGCCAUGACAGACAGCAAGAACGAGGCCGGCCGUAAGGUGGAACAGAUUCAUGGAGAGCUCAUCCUGGAUGUGGAGGGGGGGAAGAUGUUCAGCGUGUCGCAGCAUCAGAACAACCCCCAUCUUAACUUCCUGACACUAGAGAGCAGGAAGGUGGAGCUUCAUCAUAGAGCGGUUGUCCCCGACUCCCCCCUCCCUGCGCGGCUGGAGAUGCCCAGGUUCACUGCCCCUCAGCAUCUGGACCCUACCAUCUAUGCCACAGAAGGGGGGGUGAGCAGCGUUUCUGGGCGGGAGACUGAUGUCCAGAUGUUGUCUACUGCCAUCAAGAUCACACUGGACCCUCAAAGAAGUGUGAAGGAGUUCCUGGUUGCUUUGCGUCUACAUGGCGCCACAUUACGACAUUACAUGGCACUGACCAAUCACAGCUGGCAUGAGCAGCUUGUUGAUUUCCUGGAUGUGGUGGAUGAUGACAUUAUGGGAUACACAUCUCCGGCUGUGAUCACGGUCCUACACACACACCUGGCCACCUGCGCAGUAGACUACAGGCCUCUCUAUCUUCCUCUGAGAAUGCUGUUUACGGCUGAGUCCUUCUCUUUAUCCAGCAACAUCAUUGUGGACACGGCCACUUUCCAUCUCAGGUUUAUCCUUGAUGAUUCUGCUCUGUACCUCUCGGAUAAGUGUGGAAGUGAGACAGUGGAUCUGAGGAAGGAUUAUGUGUGUGUGUUGGACAUUGAUCUUUUGGAGUUGGCCAUCACCACCUGGAAAGGCAGCAACACUGGAAAACUGACCCAGCCCUUGUUUGAACUGCGCUGCUCCAAUAACGUGGUGCACCUGCACACCUGUGCCGACUCGUGCGCCGCCCUCGUCAACAUGCUGCAGUACCUGGUUGCCCAGGGUGACCUGCACCCCCCGCCCAAACACACCUCCCCUACUGAGAUUGCCGGACAGAAGCUUCCGCUAUCAGAAAGUCCCGCCACCCUUCCACCAUACCCCCCUGCUGAGACGGCUGAAAUCAACCAAUACGAUCUAGCCGAUGCCUUGAUUGACACAGAGAGAAGCCGAGACGAACGGCAGGAUUCGGAUUCUCCAACCUCUGUGCCGCGAGCCUCGCCGGUCUCUGUGUACCUCUUCCCUGGGGAGGCCCCUAAGCCACGUCCCACCGUGCUUGAGGAGGAGGAGGAGGAGGACCUGGACCUGGCUGGAGAGGUGGCCACGGGCACGGAGGUACACGCAGACACGGCGUCGGAGGAGGGCUCCGAGGGGUCCACUGACAACGACGACUUCUGCAUCCUGGAGGCUCCGGGCAUGGGCAUUCCGCCACGUGAUGGUGAGCCUGUGGUGACCGUGUUGCUUCCGGGUCCUAUCCGUGUGAAGGAGGGGUAUUUCUCUCGCCCCCGGGGCAGUUCGGACCUGCUGCGAGCCCCGUCGCGUUUCCCCGUGCCCCAGUCACGGCUGGUGCUGAAGGAGAUCUCUGUUGUGUGGCAUCUGUACGGGGGCAAGGACUUUGGGGGCAAGCCUGCACCCUCUCAUACACACCAACACAGCCAAAGGGGUCGCUCUGCUUCAGCUGGGGCGCGUGGUUCCCCCUCCCGCUCUGCGGCUCCCUCUCGCCCCCAGAACUCCUGGCGUUGGCUCGGAGGAAGCGGCCGCCAACACACACUGCUUAUGGAGAUCCAGCUCACCAAGGUGAGCUUCCAGCAUGAGUCAUACGUGGUGUUGCCCCCUGCAGUCCACGGUGGAGAGGAGGGUGUGUGUGUGAGCGUGGGGGACCAGCCGGUCUCUCGGCAGGUGUUUAUCGUUCAGGAGCUGGAGGUGCGAGAUCGCCUGGCCUCCUCUCAGAUCAACAAGUUCCUUUACCUGCACACCAGUGAGAGUAUGCCACGGAGAGCUCAUUCCAACAUGCUGACGGUGAAAGCGCUGCAGUUGUGUCCGGAAUCAGGACUGGGAGGUCCAGAGUGCUGCCUGAGAGUCAGCCUCCUGCCACUGAGACUCAACAUAGACCAGGAUGCCUUGUUCUUCCUAAAGGACUUCUUUAGCAACAUGGCGUCUGGAGUGAACCCCUACCAGCCUGUAGACCUGGCAGCUGAAGUGAAACCAGAAGCUACCCAGAAGCAGCCUGAUGAGGCGGAGCCUGUUGCUGGGCUGGGCCCUGACCUCACCGCGUCCGUGGAAACGACUUUCAGUGAGCAGAGCUCCUCCUCCGCUGGCUCCUCCGCUUCCUCCACUGAGCAGCCAAUCUACUUCCGGGAGUUCCGCUUCACCUCUGAGGUGCCCAUCUGGCUGGACUAUCAGGGCAAGCAUGUGGUCAUUGAGCAGGGCACCUUCGCAGGCAUUCUGAUCGGAUUAGCCCAGCUGAACUGCUCCGAACUGAAACUCAAGAGACUCUGCUGCCGACAUGGUCUGCUGGGAGUAGAUAAGGUGAUCCAAUAUGCCGUGAAUGAGUGGCUGACUGACAUCAGGAAGAACCAGCUGCCAGGAAUUCUGGGAGGUGUAGGCCCCAUGCACUCUGUAGUCCAGUUAUUCCAUGGAGUGAGGGAUCUGUUCUGGAUGCCCAUAGAGCAGUACCGGCGGGACGGCCGCAUUAUCCGCGGCCUCCAGAGGGGGGCAGCGUCCUUCGGCACAUCGACUGCUGCAGCAGCCCUGGAGCUCAGCAACCGCCUGGUGCAGGCUAUUCAGGCCACGGCUGAGACUGUUUACGAUAUCCUGUCCCCGACUCCGCCCCUGACGCGCUGCAUCACAGAAGGACGCCCCGCCCCCAGACACAGACACAGAAACCAACCUGCCGAUCUCAGGGAGGGUGUGGCCAAAGCCUACGACACCGUGAAAGAGGGUGUCAUUGAUACAGCGCAGCAGCUGUGUGGCGUGGCGUCUCGUGGGCACGAGCAGAAGGGCUUGACUGGGGCAGUGGGCGGAGUCCUGCGGCAGAUCCCACCCACCGUGGUGCGGCCUCUGAUCGUGGCAUCGGAGGCCACGUCCAACCUGCUGGGUGGCAUGCGGAACCAAAUCAAACCGGACGCGCGCAAAGAGGACUUCUUAAAGUGGCGUACAGAGGAAGGACAGGAUUGAGGGAGAGAGGGAGAGAGGUGACGCAGUGGUUGGACAUAAAAUGGAGGAAGUCUAGUGUGACUGCGGAUGUGUGUGUGUGUGUGUGUGUGUGUGUGUGUGUGUGUGUGUGUGUGUGUGUGUGUGUGUGUCUUCUUAAGAGACAAAGUAUAUCGUUUUGUUUGUCAACAAAAGAGCAUCAUGAAGCUGCAUGCAUGCUUGUGUGUGUAUGAAAGUGUGUGUUUGUUUCGGUUUGUGUGUAUGUUUGUGCAUGGUUGUAUGUGUGCAACAUACAGGAUGAGUCCAUAUCAAUGCAAAAACAAACUUGCAAAGACAAACCACUACGGUAUGAAUGAGAGCCAGUAUUCUUUGGAAGCUUCCAUAUGUGUACAGCAUAACAUUCAGACACACACAUACACACACACUUGCUCUCUUGUCUUUGUGAGUUUAAUAUUAUCGUAUUUUGCUUACCUGACUGACUGACACCAGAGAUUUGGUGUAUUACAUGGUGUGUGUGUGUGUGUGUGUGUGUGUGUGUGUGUGUGUGUGUGUGU